AUAAGCGAAGUAACGGUAAAAAGUGCACAACGCGAUACUUUAAGCAAACGUGAUAGCAAUAAAUUGAAGAAAAAUAAAAAUAACAAAAUCGACAAAAAUUUGCUGCGUUCGACAAGGUUAAAAUACAUACAUACAAGCAAACAUUUGUAUGUGAGUUGUUCAAAAAUGCUCUGAACAUAUGAAACUUCAAAACGCAAUGUAAAAAAAAAAAAAACAAAUUUUGGCAUUCAAAAUUCAAAAAUUCAAUUAGAAAACAAAAAUUUUGAAAUUACAACAAAAUUCCAACCAAAUUAUAACAAAAAUUAUGGCUAAAAUCAGCCAUGUAGAUACAACUGGUGUGGGCAGCGUCAGCGGUAGUAGCGCAGGUGACGACGAUUAUGGUCUCUUUGCCAUGCUGGCAUGUGUUGGCAUCUUCAUUUGCAUGAUCUCCACAUUGGUGGGCAUAAAAAUUUGGUGGUUCAAACAUCGGCUCACUUUCGAUCAUGGUAGAACGAAUAAUGGUGCAGCGGGUGGUGCCACGCCUACCUUGCCAUUACGUACGCGCAGCAGUCGAGAGAAACGCAUGUCACAAGAGAUACGUGAACCGGUGGAGGUGCAUGGCGUUUUUCGUCGACGACAAGAGGAUGAUUUGGACAUUGUGCCAACAAAGCAAUUGCCGCCCGUUCGCAUACGCAACCUGUCACAAAGCACACCCUCCCUGUUUCCCCUGCCCCCAACACGCCGGCAAGAUCGUGUGCGCAGCGCAAUCUUCGAAGAAUAUGAGCCACCAACACGUGAGCCGCCACGCCCACCAAUCGAUGCAUCGCCACCCUUACACACACCCACAAUAAGUUUGGUGGAAGAAAUGCCCACUUUCGAUGAACUGGAGCAGAAGUACCGGCAAAUGCAGUUGAAUGAAACAAAAGUACUCGAACCGAAUGCCGAACCUAGCGAUGAGGGUAUACUACGCGUGCGCGAAUCACCACCACAACCACCGAAGCGUUUCAAUCGCAACUCAAGCAAAGAAGCGAGCUACGCUUCGUCGGUGGGUAUGCACAAGUUCGUAAAAGCCAAAUCGCCCUCGACGGACAUAGAAGGACCACAGCAAAAGUUGAGUGAACGUCGUGCAACGGGCUAUUUGCGACCGGAUGAGGACGAUAUAAAAGCGUCAUUGGCUGAGGACAAUUCAAUAGCGCGUUCGCACAGUGUUGAAGAGUUCGGCGAACGUCGUCCCACCGGCUACAUCAAGUACGAGGAGAUCGAUACGGAUGGCUUGGAGGACUUCCGCAAUAAAUGGGAUGCAUUGCAAACGAGUUUGGGCCCAGAGAGUCCCAAAUCGUAUGAAAGCAGCGAACGUGCGGUUUUUGAAACUAUGCACGGACACAAUUAUGAUCACCUCAAUCGUGCGAGUGCCUGUGAGUUACGUACGAUGGCCGAUGGCGCGCCAGCCGAUUACACAGAUGGCGGGCGCGGUUCCAAUACGGCAACGCGUUUCAGCUGGCAGACGGAUGAACGCACGAGCAAACCAGUUAGACCAGAAUCGCAGGCAAGCAUCGAUUUCACCAGCGACGAAGAGUAUGCCGAAGAGCUGGAUGGUUUUAAGCCACAGACGAUAUUGAAAUCAGCGACGGUGUCUGACUGCACUUUUGGUGGCUACGAAAGUGUGGAGCAUGUGCGACCACAGACGCCUGAGAUGGCUUACGCAGCGACACGUGUAGUGAAGUUUGCGAACCCAGAGUUAGAAGAGAAUGACACGCUGCUCUCACAUACUUUGGAAGAAGAAAAAGACACUUUGAAAAUGCGACGACCAACGGGUUACGUGCGUGCAGUGCAGCCCGAAGAUUUGUGGGACGAGAUGGAGGCCAAUAUAAAACAAGAUGAACGUGAAAAGCAUCUCUGGCUUGAGAUUGAAAAAGAUGUUAAACUCAAUCGAGAAUUCACAAGCAAUAUUGAGGAAGAAUUCGACAAAAUACGACAUUCGUACGAAGAAAACGAGGCAGCAUUCUUGGAGAACACCAACAGCUUGAAGCGCGUGCCCAAACAAGUGCUAAUAACGACACCCGAACCCGAAGGAUUUGGCAAAAGCAUCGACGAGGAUUGGGAGAGCUUUGAGAACUUGAGUGACGUGAAACCUAAAAAGAGUGACGAGGCAGGCAAGCAAGUUGUACAAUUUAAGCUAUCAGACUUAGAAGACGCUUACGAAAAGGAGUCCGUACUGCGUACUGAGCGGCGCCCAACCGCUUUUGUGCGCAAUAGCGAACAGUUGCAACGAGAACUCUCGAACAUCGAAGACGACGACGACGAGGAGGCAGUCACAACAACGCACUACGAGCCGAGUAGCGUUGAAUUCGUAGACGAAGCCAAUGAAAGCUCAAGCAAAACACUCCGAGAGCGUCGCCCCACGGGCUAUGUGCGCCCACAAAUAUCCAAUUUGGACGAGGAUUAUGUGCAUGAGCACAAUAGAAACAGCAUUUUCGAGCCUGUGGAAGAGCCGCUAACUAUAAAGACCGAGACGCCUGUGCGUCCACGCACGCGUCAAAAAGUCACCUUCGAUUUCAGCAAUACAGAGUACUUUCAAACACCGGACACUGGGGAAAAGCAGGAAGGAGUAACGAACUUUGCAACAACAAAUUACGACGGUAUUGAUAGCGACUCCGAAGGCCAACAGGACGCGGCAGCACACAGUUUCCCGAAACCUAUGCAGCGCAUUACAAAAAUUCAUUACACCGCCGAGUCGGUUAAUAAUGACAGUACUGUUACACAAGAUCAAGCGCUAGCACGCACCAUCUCACCAGCACCCGUGCCGUUACUGUUCGGCACACAAACCUCGCUUGAGAAAGCCGAGACCGAAAUAAACGACAGCUGGGCCGCGAUACGACAACGUCGUCAAAUCACAACAACAACGUCAACAUCACCUCAGCAACCGUUAACACCAAUACUUAUAAAUGCGAGCGAGCCUCCAAAACCGGCCUACCGCAAUCCGCUUGCACAAUCUUCCACGGUACAAAGCGUGACGUUGAUGGAAGAGACGCCUGUCGUAGCGCAGCAACAUAUGAGCACAUUCCAACCGCAUGCGGCGGCGCGUCAUCAAUACUUUGAGCAGAGCUAUUACAAUUCAACGGAGGCUUAGAAAAUAUUGAGCUAGAGCAAUUACAAUACAAUGGAGGCUUAGUAGAAAGCUUUGAAGAAUAGAGAGAAGAAUGUGGCAGCGAAG
Messenger RNA from Zeugodacus cucurbitae (melon fly), 3193 nucleotides. RefSeq lists its product as uncharacterized. The transcript has 4 exons. The record is from RefSeq and is a predicted model, not a curated record. Lineage: Eukaryota; Metazoa; Arthropoda; Insecta; Diptera; Tephritidae. Bases 305 to 3109 code for a protein of 934 amino acids.